AUGGAGUUGUUCAAUUUUAAACCUCAAUACCAGCCUGUGGCCAGCAACAAUUCCCCGCCGCCCGGGGUGCUGUCCAGCCUGAGGCAGUAUCCGCUAAGCAACUACAUAGUUUUACUCGCUAUCGCUGCGGUGUCUGCCGGGAUAGGAGCGUUGAUUGGAAGGUCACCUCUUGGCUGUGGGAGCUGUGUCCAAUACUCAAACCGUAAGUAUACAUCAUCGGACCCUACCCUCCAUCUACUUCGAUUGGCACAUGUUGCAGAAGCUCAUCCUUCUUUGGCAGCUGAAAUUUCGCUGGGCACCAUCAAGGAAAUCUUUACCUAUAAUCGGACUUUUGGUGAAGACCCACGAAUAGAUAACGGCACACUGGCAGCCUGGGACUCCCUUGUUCCAAUCGGCCAAGGCACAGUACGUUUUCCUGCAGGGAGCAAGAAGAUCUAUACCUUGUCUGUCGUGCACCAACUACAUUGCCUGUGGUCCAUCCACCAGAGCUACUACGGGGCCUUGCAGUCGCGUCGUCGCGGCGAUGAACAGCAGCACAACCACAUCGGUCCCCAUAUGCGGCACUGCUUCGAUUACCUGCGUCAGGGGCUGAUGUGUGCCGCCGAUUCAACCUUGGAGCCUGUCGAUACGAGGCUAGGUGGAGUUACCGGAUGGGGGAAUGAACGGGUGUGCAGAGACUACACAGCUCUGAAGGAUUGGGCCGAACAACGACGAGCGAGUAAUAGCAAGGGCUUCUCAGACUAGCGACCAGCAGGUCAGUAGUCUAGAUUGAUCUGCCAGGCAUGUUUCCAAAUUUUCUCGUUAAAAGAAGUCUUAUCAGCUGCGUAUAAGGAAAUAUCUUUUGGGUAUACGCUGCGAAAGUCAAGAUGUAUAAAUAUAGAACAAGCAUCGGGGGUGGAACGAUGGGCGUUUUCUGUAUGCGCCCACCCUGCAGCGUAGUCCUUUAGAGGCC
Molecule: messenger RNA, 952 nt
Organism: Trichophyton rubrum CBS 118892
Lineage: Eukaryota; Fungi; Ascomycota; Eurotiomycetes; Onygenales; Arthrodermataceae
Exons: 3
Coding region: 1-744 (247 amino acids)
Biological process (GO): mycotoxin biosynthetic process
Source: RefSeq, a predicted model, not a curated record